Molecule: messenger RNA, 768 nt
Organism: Naegleria gruberi
Lineage: Eukaryota; Heterolobosea; Eutetramitea; Acrasida; Naegleriidae
Exons: 1
Coding region: 1-768 (255 amino acids)
Source: RefSeq, a predicted model, not a curated record
AUGAAUGAUGAGGAUAAUAACACCAACAACAAAAUUAUUUCAAUGAACAUAGUACCAGGUAGUAACUAUUGGAGUAUUUAUUGUCAAAAUGAAAUUGAUGAAAACAUUUCUCAAAAUUUAAAAUUAUCAAGAGAUUUAAUUAAAACAGUUAAUUUCAAAUUUACUUUAGGUCAAGAUAUUAAUAUUAGACAUGACGAAAUAGAAAAAGCAAUUGAGGAACAAUGGAAAACCAAAGCAGUAGUUACCAUCAGUAAUGACAAAAGAUUAAUGUUUGCACAAAUUGUUAAAAGUGAAUUCAAAGUUGAAAACUGCACUAAAGAAAUAUUUAUUGGCAAAUAUACAUUUACCAACUUGUCUUACAAACAUUACAAACAACAAUCAAUGAAAAUAUAUCUCAAAAAUUUAGAGGUUGAGGUUAAAGAAGUUAAAGCUGAAAAUUCCACUUGUAAUGAAGAAAUUGAAAUCCUUAAAGAUAGUCUAAACAAAUUAACUAAAAGAAUUGAUAUAUUAGAAAAUAGACAAUCACAAUCAGAAUCUAAAAUUACUAAUAUUGAAAAUAAUGCGGUUGCAAGAGUGGAAUUAGAAGGUUUCUAUAAUAGAUUUAAUACUUUAGAAACUAAAUUUACAGAAUUUACCACAGAAAACCAAUCUGCUCAGAAAAAGCAAGAAGACUAUUUAAAAGAAAUUUUAAAUCAAUUACAACCAAAAAAUUCAAAUAAUCAGUCUACAAAUUUGCUAUUUCCAACCAAUCAAAACUUAAAUUUUUAA